Messenger RNA from Acaulospora morrowiae, 230 nucleotides. Lineage: Eukaryota; Fungi; Glomeromycota; Glomeromycetes; Diversisporales; Acaulosporaceae. The record is from the annotation of a GenBank genome assembly.
GAGGUGGUACCAGAGAAAGAUUCGUCACGUAUCUCAUCCUAGAAGUACUCCAAAUUUAUUAUGUAGUAGUUGAGCCCUUGACCAUAACAAACUUCUAUGAAAAAAUCGAGGAUAAUUUAUCUCUCUUGGGAAAAACGACACAAUUUCAUGUCGAAUCGCAGAAUCGAUUAGUUGGAAAUUAUAGAAACAUCAUGCAGGAUACCACUGAGGAAAGAAUAAUCGCAUACUGA